UCCGUUUUCUAUUUCAGAUUUGGUUUCGAGAUGUUUUUCAUCACUUUCUUGGGAUUAUUUUUGGUAUCUUUCGUUGCUGGCGAUGAACCCAUAUUGCACUUGAUGUCGACUUGUCCAUUGACACUUGCGGAAGCACCGAACAUUGCCAUGAAGGCGGACGUGCCGGCCUACAUUCUGGCGAAGUGUGCGAAUGGGGACCGUGAAGUACCGACUAGUAAUGGUGUCGAUUUUGCACUGGCCGGCUCCUUUGACCAGAAUUAUGACGGUCCGAACUGCAGAUUCCACAAAAAGGACGGCAUCAAUACCUUUACUGUGAAGGUACACAUAGGAUGGGGAGAGGUGGACACUCACGUGAUGACGAAAUCUCAAAUUAAGACCUUGACAUGCGCAUACGAUAAAAGCGGUGAGGCCGUUGCGAAAGAAAAUCUAAUUGCACAAUGGUUUUUAAGCCCCGGGGAAAAGCAAACUCUCAAAGGAGAGGAAGAGACAACAAUACAGUUCAACUUAAGGAUGGUGGACGUUCUUAACCGUCCUGUAAACGAAGAUUCUGUGUCAAUUGGCAAAAAGGUCCGGCUCUUGGCCACCGAUAAUUUGGAUGCAUCCACUGCGUUCAGGGCAUUGAGCUGUGUUGCAAAGAACAAUGAGACGGAAUAUUCAAUUCUUCGUGCUGGGUGUGGUGACGGUUUGGUAAUCCCUCGAACUGUUGGAUUUCAGACGACAGGGGGCGCUGUGUCCAGUCCCUACUUCAGUGCCUUCCGCCUCAGCGCGGGCUUCGGGGUGCAGUUUGACUGUACAUUUACCAUCUGUGUCGGCAGCUGUGAUGGGGAUUCCUGUGUAAACCAGCUUCGCCGAAAGCGGUCAUCGUUCGGUCUCAGAGUGAAAGGCCAGACGUCAAGCAUAAAUGUCGCUCUAUGA
This is a messenger RNA of Liolophura sinensis, 915 nucleotides long. RefSeq names its product vitelline envelope sperm lysin receptor-like. The record is from RefSeq and is a predicted model, not a curated record. The transcript is spliced from 9 exons. Bases 31 to 915 code for a protein of 294 amino acids. Lineage: Eukaryota; Metazoa; Mollusca; Polyplacophora; Chitonida; Chitonidae.